CAUAGGACGUGGGUGAGAGGACCCUCACUGGACAUCUAUUAGUCCCUGCACCCAGGUUUGCUCAGUGCUACAUCUAGGCUUCUACAGGCCUGUGCUACACCCUGCCCUCAGGUGGCCCUGCAUCCUGUUCUUGAGGAAGUAUGGCACAUGCUAGAGAAGAAGCAGGGGACAACCAGUUGGUGUCUGGUCGGGAGCCAUCAUCACGCAUCAUCAGAGUGUGUGUGAAGACCCCACAGGACUGUCAGGAAUUUAUGCUGACAGAAAAUAGCCGUGUCUGCCACCUCAAGAAGCAAAUCUCUAAACGCCUUCACUGUGACAUCGAUCAACUCGUGCUCAUCUUCACUGGAAAGAUCCUUCGGGAUCAAGACAUACUGAGCCAGCGUGGCAUCCUUGAUGGCACUACUGUGCAUUUGGUGGUGAGGACCCCUUUGAAAGGGUCAGGUGGUCACGGAACUCUGCCCGACCCCACAGGCCACUGCACCAAUCGUUCUGGACCAUUGGCUGCUGGAGGGGCUAAGAUGUUAGGCAGGUUGGGCCGGCUAGCCCGGAGAGCACCUGAGCUGGCUGACAUCCUUGGCCAGUUGGCUCAACUCCUGAUGGCUUUACCUGAGGCUGGGGUGCAGUUCUUGGAAGACCCUCAAGUUCAAGGCCUGGAAAGUAAAAAAUCAGCCAAUAUUAGCCACUUUCCUGAAACUUCAAGGACAGCACAGAAAACUGAGCCAGCUCCCAAACCAGUGGAAAUGCUACAGAGCCCAGUACGGCAGCAGGAACUCCUACAGGCAGAAGAACCAGGAUUGGAGGCUUUGAAAGUAGUGCCAGGUGGUGAUAAUGCUCUGUGUCCGGUCUGCUCUAACAUCCAGCACCUCAUGGUCUCCACUCUGGUCCCUUUGUUUGCCUCCAAAGGCCACAUCCAAGGUUCUGAGCCCUGGAGAGGGGAGGCCAAUACUCAAAGCAGUACUAACAGCACCAUGGCCAUUCCCACCACCUCGGAACCUGCCAGACCACUGACACAAGAGAACAGUGCAAAAAUAGUUGCCCAGGCCAGGGCCAAGGCCUCAGAUAUGACAAAUUCAGGGUAUAGGACCAUGCUGGACUUAGGCCAGGAUUCUCCUUCCCAGAAGAGCCAUCAGCCCAUAGGAAAAUGCACUCUAACCAGCCGGUUGAGAUCCUCAGCCUCUGCAUUGCAUAAAGCCUUGCGUGUCCUGCAGCAGAAUCCAGCUUUGCUACACCAGUUGGCAACUGGCAGCCACCUGCGACAUCAUAUGCCACUACUUCCAAUCCUCACCAACCCACGAGCACUGCAGGCAUUGAUACAGAUAGAACAGGGCUUACAGAUACUGUCUAGGGAGGUGCCUGGACUGGCCCCCUGCUUAUGGAACAUAGGCAGACCACAUGGAGCUAGAGGAGCCCUUGAACCUAAGGGUGAAGGGCAGGAUCAUACAGCAGAUACUGGACGAUCCACCUUGGCUGUCCUUCAGCUUCUUCAUACACUGGCCAAUGUCUGCUCUGAGUCUGCCCAAUCCUCACUACCAUGCCCCCUCACUGAAGACCACUACCAGAAAGAACUGGAGCAGCUGAAGGCCAUGGGUUUUGGUGAUCACAAUGCCAAUCUGCAGGCCCUGAUGGGCACAGGUGGAGAUAUCUAUGCUGCCAUUGAGAGGCUGCUGGGGGUUGCUGCUGGCCCAGGUCCCUCCUGCUAA
Molecule: messenger RNA, 1700 nt
Organism: Orycteropus afer afer
Lineage: Eukaryota; Metazoa; Chordata; Mammalia; Tubulidentata; Orycteropodidae
Product: ubiquilin-3-like
Biological process (GO): ubiquitin-dependent protein catabolic process
Cellular component (GO): cytosol
Molecular function (GO): polyubiquitin modification-dependent protein binding
Source: RefSeq, a predicted model, not a curated record